Eremomyces bilateralis CBS 781.70 is the source of this 1129-nucleotide messenger RNA. RefSeq names its product TspO/MBR-related protein. NCBI's taxonomy places the organism in Eukaryota, Fungi, Ascomycota, Dothideomycetes, Eremomycetales, Eremomycetaceae. Bases 247 to 810 code for a protein of 187 amino acids. The record is from RefSeq and is a predicted model, not a curated record. Gene Ontology annotation, cellular component: mitochondrial outer membrane. The transcript has 4 exons.
UCAGGUUCCAUAUAUCUCAUGAUUGCACGCAAAUCAGGUAAGGGUUUAACCUCAGAAAUAUCAUAUUCAGAUCAAAGCUGGAAAACAUCUCCAGCAUCCCCAAUCUGAAUCAAGUCGAAUCAGCUUUGGUUGCAAGUCAUCAAAUCUUAACAUCCGUAUCCUAUCUUUUUAAAGGAUUAUAAUAACCCCAAGUUCAUUAUAAGAUCUAAGUGGCUGCUACAUCAUACUUAAUAGCCACCAAUCAUUAUGACCACACAUAUACCAUGCCUCACUCUUCCGUCCGCUGUUUUCAACAAUGCAGCUGCCUCGAUCCUGCUUCCACUGGGAUGCGGCAAUGCCGUUGGAUACCUCACUAGACCCCGUGAAGGUCACUUUUAUCCCAAGAUCAAGCAGCCUCUAGGCAAUCCCCCCGCAUGGGUCUUCGCCCCCGUCUGGACAGCUCUUUAUGCCACAAUGGGAUAUGCUGCUCAUCGCGCCUGGACCACAGGGACGUCGUCCAUAACCCCUAGGAAAGUUGCUCUCGCAAGGCAAGGUGGCACCUUGUACACCAUCCAACUGGGUUUGAACCUUCUUUGGAUGCCUCUAUUCUUUGGGCUCGGCAAACCGCUGGAGGCUACAGUGGAUAUCGUGGCACUCCUGGGUGUGACCAGCUACUUGACGUAUAUCUGGUCCAAGGUGGACAAGGUCUCGGCCUGGUUGAUGGUCCCAUAUCUCGGGUGGCUAUCCUAUGCAACAUAUCUCAGCGCUGGAUGUGGCCAUCUCAAUGGAUGGUCCUUCAAGCAAUAUAUGAACAAGCCCAAGCCAUCCUAAAAUUGGGUGUGAAUAGCUUGUUUCAUGGGCUCCAAUUCACCUGUUGUUUUGAGCACUGUGAAGAGCUUUAGAAGAGCUGUAUGAGUACAGUAUCUGUCCCAGGCUCAGGAGUUCGUGAGGAAUUGAGGAUCUUCGAAUGAGCGGUGAAAUUGUAGAGACCUGGAUCACUCCACGCCCUCCCAUGGCUUGAUGUUCGGUACCACAUUAUCGGAGCUCUUUGUUGGCUACCGGCAGUGUUGAUGCAAAGUUUUACAAAAGAAUCUUAAUUUAAACUUAAUAAGACGUCAAUGUAUAUUUAGUCCCAAUUAACUACGAUACC